Molecule: messenger RNA, 4863 nt
Organism: Mytilus trossulus (common blue mussel)
Lineage: Eukaryota; Metazoa; Mollusca; Bivalvia; Mytilida; Mytilidae
Product: inositol hexakisphosphate kinase 1-like
Exons: 6
Coding region: 170-1411 (413 amino acids)
Biological process (GO): phosphatidylinositol phosphate biosynthetic process; inositol phosphate biosynthetic process
Cellular component (GO): nucleus; cytoplasm
Molecular function (GO): inositol hexakisphosphate kinase activity
Source: RefSeq, a predicted model, not a curated record
ACAUCCAAGGCAUUACGUCCCUUGUUUUAACGUUUUGAUUUCCUGUAUAAAAUUCUAUGUAAACGACCAAAAAUCUGCACGCAGAAAACAAUGUAGAAAAUAAUCAUGAAGACGAUGCAUUGAAGAAGCCAAGAUUAUAAAAUAAUACUAGGCUAUACAAGAUAUCACUAUGCCAGAAGUUAUUAAUGUGAUGGAUGCAGUACAGUUACAGCCGUUCAGCCACCAAGUAGGUGGCAGCACCAGUGUGAUGAGCUUUAAUGAUACAACAUUAUGUAAACCACUGAAUCCAAGGGAGCACUAUUUCUAUCUGAACAUGCCUAAAAGUCUUAAAGAAUUUACACCUGAAUAUAGAGGUUUGAUAGAAGUAAAGUUAAAAGAGGAUAGUGAUGGUUAUAUAACAUAUAUGGGUUACCCCUAUGAGACCUCGGAUCACAAGAAAUCCCCAGUAUCUAGUUGUCGGUCAUCUCCUGAGUCCAGCAGUAGUGACCAGGACAUUCCUGUCAUACUUAGAGAUAAAAAGAAAAAAGAAAGUGACCCUAAUACAAGUGCCAGUAUCCGUUUAUUACGUAGUGGAAGUGUAGAAGUGAGUACACAGACAAAUACUAUGUUCCAUGCCAUGGAUCCUGGGAAGUCAGGCAAAACAACAGGAGUUAACCCAUGGAGUGUUAAAUGUCAGAAACGACUCAUUUCUCAGAUGAAGAAGAUUGAUAAAGAUAGUAAAAAAUGUAAAUUUAUACUGUUGGAAAAUGUAGCAGCUAAAUUUCAGAAUCCAUGUGUAUUAGACAUGAAAAUGGGAACAAGACAACAUGGUGACGAUGUUUCUGAAGAGAAGAAACAAAGGUUCAUGAAAAAAUGUCAGACAUCUACCUCAAGUAUAAUUGGCAGUAGACUUUGUGGGAUGCAGGUGUACCAAGCCAAAACAGGGAAAUAUAUUUGCCAUAAUAAGUAUUAUGGGAGAACUUUAACAUUAGAAGGAUUUAAACAAACACUGCACCAGUUUCUACAUAAUGGUUAUGAACUUCGUACAGAUGUUAUAGAUGGUAUCAUUAGUCAGCUCCAUAGAUUGUCACGUAUUCUAACUGAGCAAGACACAUUCCGUUUCUACUCUAGCUCCUUGCUGCUUAUGUAUGAAGGACAUUAUUCUCAGAAUGAUAAUGAAAAAGGUCAGAGUACAUCAUCUAAUGGACCAACAAAGGGAGGCAACUGCAAUUGUGACAAUAAUCAAAAGGGAGAUAAGCCAUGUCAUAGACCAUACAAUUGUAAAAUAGAUAUAAGAAUGAUUGACUUUGCUCACAGUACACAUAUAGGUAUACAGGAUGACAAAACUGUACACAAUGGCCCUGAUUCAGGAUAUCUAUUUGGUCUCAGUCAUCUUAUUGACUUAUUUACUGAGAUAAAACAAGAAAGUUAAAUGGUUCUUGUAUUGUAGAAUAUUUACAUUGUUAAAUUUUCUAAAUUUUAAUAAAUAUGAAACUGCAGUAAACUUUACAUGUGUAACACUGUCCUCAAGUUAAAUGUGUAUUUGUUUAUUCAUUUAUAACAUCUGGCUCAAGUAAAAAGUGUUAUUACAGACUCCAUAAUGAGUAACAACAUAAUUUUUUCUACUCAUAUUGCAGACAAUUCAUAAAAAGUAACACUUCUCUUGUUUUUUGUUUGUUUCUUAUUUGACCCUUAUUUCAGGUUAAUAUAAACUUAUUUAGACAUAUAAUUAUGUAUAUUGUGUAACGAUUUAUUUUCAAAUUAAACAUAUGUGGAAGGCCACUUCCAAAAUAUAAUUUUAAGAGUUUGAGGAGGUAAUUUUAAUUAUUAUUAGUAAUUGUACAUUUGUUUUGUACUGCAAAUUCAGAAAUUUGUUAGUUCAUUUAUUAUUAUGAUAUAAGAAAAUGCAGAUAUAUGCGAGAUAUCAAAAUGUGGGUUCUUAGUAUUGUGCUACUAACUCAGUCACAAUUUGUAAAUUAACCAAAAGUUAGAAUGAUUUCUGAAUUAACAGUACUAAAAGUUAGGAAAGUGUUCACAAACUUAGGAAUUUGCUAAUCUAAAAAUAUCUUUCCUGGCCAAAGCUUCUUUCUUUUUUGACUAGAUAUACCAAUGUUUAGUUCAAUUAAAAUGGAUUGUUUGAUUUUAGACUGCAUUUGUAACACAUUUAUUUCUUGUUCUUUAUUUGUGUAUAUUGACAGAGUCAACUGUAUGAUUCAUAUGUUUAUAAUAUUGUUAAAUUUAUAUCAUGUUUAGUUUUUUUUUUGUAAUUUCAUUCAAAGAUGAUUGAAGUAGAAUGUGUUCCUUGAUUAUUGAUUAUUAAUUAAUUACAUGAAUAAGUAUAAAAAUAAUACUUAAAAAAUUGUCCCAUUUAAUCUUCCUUUUCAUUGUUGUUUAAAUUUUGCGCUCCAUGAAAACAUUUCAGGAGCAUAUAGUUAUCCCUAUAUCUUAAUCCUUCUGCCAGUGUGUCCAAAUUCAAUGGUGUUUUUAUGGUAUGUUCUGUUACCCUUUGCUAGAUUUAGAUUAAACUUAUGUGCUAAGAAGGAUGGAGGGAAAGUGAAGAUUGUAUCGAUUUUGGUGUCAAUAGGUUUAAAAUCAAAGUCACUUUCAGAAAAAAUAAAAGUUGUGGGUUCUGGAUUAACACUUUAGUUUCCAUGGGUUCUGGAUUAACACUUUUGUUUCCAUGGGUUCUGGAUUAACACUUAAGUUUCCUUUGCCUGAUUGUAAGGAUUUGUAAAAUGAUGGAUCAUCCACUUGUUAACUUGUUUAUAUGUGUCUGUGUAAAUAAAGACAAAACAACAUAAAAGUUAAAGGGCAGCAUUUUGAAUAGAGGUAAAAUUCCAGAGAGAGUAAGAAGUAGGCAUAAAAUGUAACAACCUAAUAAAGGUUAAGCAACUUAAUUUUCUGCAUUUAGAAUUUCAAAUUAAGUUUCAUCAGAAAUUUUUAAAGAGGACAGAAAAAAAAAAGCAACAAGGCUGAUGUUAACAUAAAAGGCAUUAUUUUGUGAUAUAACAGCAGAUCAUAAACCGUGAUUACAUUCCAAUUCUCUAAAGUUUAUGUGCUUCUUAUUCAAAAGAAUCCCUUCUCUUAAAAAAGAAAAAGGAACAUUUAAUGUAUAUAUAUAUAUGAAAUACUGUGGAUUAUUUAACUUCUUGGGUAUUAAUUCUUGUAUAUUGAGGAAAAAAUGUAGUAUGGUGGAUAUUUUUUUUUUUUUUUAUCGAAAUCUGUAUUCAAACCUAUAGUGAAUUUGUGUCUCAAUGAACAUUGAAAUGCAUGGUUUCUUUAUGUCCACAAAAUCCCUGAAAAUUGGUAUCCAACUUAUAAUCAGAAAUCCACAGUAAAGUCGUUACAAUGUAUUUAUAAUGAAACGUUUUUUUUUAAAGGACAAUAUAAGCUAUUGGAGCAGCUAAUAAAAUUAUCAAAAAACCUUUUUUAUAUUUAUGACCCAGAUUAUUCAUGUUAUAUAUGGAUUAGCGCAGCAACUUCUAUGAAGUGUGAUACCUCUUAUAGGCAAAAUAAACUAUGUAUAAUUUGCCAUAUUAAAUGUUGUCUUUGCAACACAAAUUGACAAUGAUUUAUGUAAAAAAAUUAUUGUUCCUUAUUGUUGACCGUCUUGGUCCUGUCACUUGUUAGUGACAGAAAGAAUUAUAUUUUCUGUUUCUUUGUGAAUUUAUUUUGAUGUUGUAAUUUUUUUUUCUCAUAGACAAACUUUCUAUGUAAAAAUGUGGGACCUUAAUUAUUAUAUGAUGUUUUGCUUAUAAUUACACCUUAUGUAACAAUCCGGGGUUUUGAUUGGUUGAUAGCCAGUGUAUUUUUCACCAAUUUACUGUUAUAAAAUGAAUAUCUUCAUUUUAAACGCCGCAGGGGUAUUUGCUAAAAGGAUAUGCCUUUUUUACCCUCUCUGCCGUGGUAUUUGCCAAAAAAUACUCUAUCGGACUGAACGCUUGUAACGUCACGAUCAUCAAUGCAUUUGAGUACAUUAACAUUCAGUGUAAUUAAACAGAUAUAUCAUGUUCAUGAGGGGUAUUUGCGAAAAAUAUCAGUCUUGAGAAUGAAUUUCCAUCGCCUUACGGCUCGUGAAAUUCAACAUUCUCUCGAAUGGUAUUUUUCGCAAAUACCCAUCCUUAACAUGAUAUAUCUGUUCAAAAUAUCUGGUUCACACAGACCAUAAAAAUUAUAAAAUAUUCCAAUCAUAAGAUUGCAUUUAAUUUUAUUCAGUAUAGUUUAUAACAAUGUAUUUACGAUUAUUUGAAUUUCAAAAUAAAAUGUAUAUAUGACAAGGCUUCCUUUUGAUCCCCAUACCUUUUUUUGUGUAUGUCCUUGCAUAUUAUGUCAAUAAGAGACAUUCAAAAGGAAGUCUUUCCAUAAUUUAAAUGUAAUGUUGGGUUAUAAGUUAUAUCAGUUGAAUUUUUUUAUGGGUAUAUAAAUUUAGAAACACUGCCUUGAUUGCAUUUUUUGUAAAAUCUUAUUUUCAUCUUUUUUUUCUAGAUAUAAUCAUAGACCCCCAGAUCAUUGCUGUUAUAUGACAGAACUAUAAAUUAGGGAAUCAGAAUCAAUUUAUUAUACACCACAGUCAGUAUAUGGUGUACUACUGAUUUACUGUCUUGUAAUUCUGUUCAUGGUUAACAGUAAUGACCGUAUAGGAUAUAUUAUGUAGUUUGUAAUGCAACCCUACCUUGUAUAUAACAUUAUAAGGUUACAGCUGUUAUUUUUGUUCCUUGAUUGUAUAUUUUUGAUUGUCUGAUUUCAGAAAAAAUACAAUCUAAGAAAUUAUUAUUUCUUUCCAAAAUCCAUUGAAUAUUUAUAAGAUUGGAUUGUUUAAGUGGGCAUUUAAACUUUCCUUAUUUUUUUUUUUGUGGAAAGCAAUACAGUGUAUGCUUAUGUGUA